Messenger RNA from Diorhabda carinulata, 2129 nucleotides. RefSeq lists its product as uncharacterized. The coding region runs from base 68 to 1408 and encodes 446 amino acids. The transcript has 3 exons. Gene Ontology annotation, molecular function: transmembrane transporter activity. Gene Ontology annotation, cellular component: membrane. NCBI's taxonomy places the organism in Eukaryota, Metazoa, Arthropoda, Insecta, Coleoptera, Chrysomelidae. The record is from RefSeq and is a predicted model, not a curated record. Gene Ontology annotation, biological process: transmembrane transport.
AUUUUAUAUUCCAUAAUAUAUCAAUCAGUUAUUAUUUUACAAUUACAUUUGAAGUCAUUCCCAAAAAAUGAGAAAAUUUCAAUUCGCUAUCGCUGUGUUUAGCGGAUACAUUCUUCAGUUGCUUCUAAGCUUUGCAAACCGGCUCUACGCGCUCUACGUAAUAAUGAAUAUUGACCUCAUAAAAAGCGAUACAUUUUUAUCAUCAACAUCAUUUAUUGGAAAUAUAUUAGGUGUUACUUUAUUCUGUUUUUUAUCAGAAGUCAUCGGAAGAAAGAGAACGUUAAUUGGGAUAUUUCUAACUUUAAUUGUAUCCUUCCAAACUGGGCUUUUUAUUAAAUAUUAUAAAAAUUAUACUCUGUUAUGUGUAGUUGGAAUUACAAAGGGAAUGUCGUUUGGAGGAGCUUAUACUGUUUUACCAAUUUAUAUAAGUGAGAUCUCUGAAACAUUCUCAAGAGGAAUGUUCAUUUCCUUAUCACAGUCUAUAUUUAUAUUAGCAGAUGUUAUGAUAGGAAAUGUCAUACUAUAUGUAGAUACUGACCUUAUUUUGGACGUAAUUAACUACAUGUCGAUUUUAUUGAGCUUGUUAACAAUCAUAGCAUUCGGUUUUCUGGCUAACGAGAGUCCGUUGUACUUUAUUAGAAAAGGAAGAGAUAGAAGUGCACAAAUAGCUUCAACAGAUAUGAGGAGCAUUCAUGAUGAUACCCAAUUGAAACUCGAUGACUUACAAAAUACAACUGAGGACAGAAUUGACAAUCGGAGACAUAACGAGAAGAUUAUGACUUGUUUGAAAUCCAAAGCAUUCGUGAAAGGCGUGGUGAUCAUGAUUAGUCUAAUCAUAUUACAGGCUUUGUGUGGAGGACAUUUGUUAACAAUUUACGUAUCUGUUUUCCUCGAUGUAUCAUCAUCACUGAAAAUUUAUCUGAGUUGGUUGAUUGGUGGUGCAGUCUUUCUAUCUUCUUUAGUAUGUGCGUUUGCAGUAGACCGUCUCGGAAGAAAAAUAUGUCUCUUUAUAUCAUUCGCUGGAAUGGCAGUCAGUUUAGUAUAUUUUUUUGUAAUAAAAGCUUUGUUGUCAAAUAACGUAAUUAGUAAGAGUCCUUUCUUGUAUGUUUUUUUUCUUAUAUUAUUUAUGGGUUCAUAUAACUUCGGCGCUGGACCAAUACCAUCAAUAUUCAUUACUGAAAUAUUUUCGUUGAAAACUAAAAUGCUGAUGUCAGCUGUUAUUGCAUAUAUAUUUGCAGCGUUACAAAUUGCAAUGUAUAAAGGAGUUUUGCGGUACAUUUCGUUAGAUAUUUGCUUAUGUAUAAAUAUUAUUUCUUGUUUUAUUGCUCUUAUAGUUAAUCACUUUUUGUAUUUAGAAACCAGUAAAAAAACUUUCGAUGAAAUACAGUUAGCAUUAAAAAGAUUCUGAUUUGCUGAUUUGAUAACGAUUUGUUUUCCAUUAUUAUUAAGAUAUAUUUGGUGGUCUAUUUAAAACAUGAUGCAUUUCCAUAAGUCCAAGGGUACAUUGUGAGUUAAUCUUUAGAUCACCCGUAUAGCAAAGUUUUCAACAAAAGUAAAUUGAAUUUACUUUUGUUGAAAACUUUGCUCUUCUCUAUACUGUAUCCCAAAAACUUAGAAGACCCAUGGAAAAUACAUAUCACUACAAUUUAGGACUGCAUCAUAAUAGGGUCUAUAAACUGUUAAUUAUUUUUCAGUAUUUGGCCUAUUUUAGCCUGUGCAUUAGUUCAUAUAUAUAAUAAUAUAAUAACAAAGAAAUAAUUUCAAAUUCGAGGGUUCAUAGCGCCUAAAUGAAGCCACUACAAAUAUAUUUUGGACAAACUUAGUCAAUUUAUUUUGGUGUCGGUAAUAUGUGGUAGACGAUUAUUUUUCAUAUCUCAAAUGGUGUGAAUACCAUGAUAUGAAAUAUCUUCAUACAAAAGCAAAAAAAUAUUGUUUUAAUCUAUUUCCACACAUCAAAUUAAUGUGAUAUUUAUAGUACAGUUUGUUGCCUUAUUUAAGGGCGCUCAUGAUUUUUCAAAUAUUGACUUAUAUCAUACAGCAGUUAAUCGAAAGAAACAUUAUAGUUACUGACAGUUUAAAUAUGUGUGAAAUGUUAAAAUUUUUACAAAUAUAGAUUUUUUAUUGUAAAA